AUGGCUUCUACAUCAGCAAAGGGUCCUACAGGACUCUCCAAUCUCUUGAACAUCACUUCGGCAUCGCAAAUUGUUGGCGCUCUACUUGGCUUUCUGGUUGUUCGCUUCGUUGCCAGAGCCAUCUACCGCGUAUACUUCCACCCCCUCAGACAUUUCCCAGGGCCCAAAUUAAACGCUGCGACGCGCAUCCCGUUCCACAUCGCGAUCUGGAAAGGGACAAGGGACAAGCUCUUCCAAGACUUGCACCGAAAGUACGGCCACAUCGUCCGAGUCAAUCAUGAUGAGCUGAGUGUCACGGAUCCAAAUGCCUGGAAAGAUAUCUAUGGUCAUGGCACCAAAGGCACUGCCGGGUCUGUCCCUCACAAAGACUGGUUUAAGUACGGCAGCUCGCCCAACGGUGCGGUUAGUAUCAUUCUUGCCCGCGACCAAGACCAUAGUCGCCAACGCAAGAUCUUCACCCCCGCAUUCUCAGACCGUGCGCUCAAACAACAGGAACCGCUCUUCGUCAAAUACGUAGACAAACUUGUUACUCGGUUGAGACAAACGGUCGAGAACAACCCGAAUGAGAAGCUGGACAUGGUUCGUCUCUAUAACUUCUGCACAUUCGAUGUCAUGGGCGAUUUGACUUUCGGAGAACCGCUGCACAUGCUUGAUAAGGGCGAUUACGAUCCCUGGGUCAGCACCAUCUUUGCAAGUCUCAAGGUGGGAUCCUACUUGAGUGUGAUGAUGGCAUAUCCUUGGUUAUGGAGGGCUUUCAAGAAAUAUGUACCUGAGUCUGUAAACAAGAGGAGGAUGGAUCACUUCAACCACUCCGUAACGCGCGUCACAAAACGCCUCGACAAGGGUCGAGAUACCGAGGGUGUCGACCUCUGGGAUCUUGUGUUGGGCCAAAAGGAGGGACGAGGCUUGACCAGAGGAGAGAUGGAUGCGAACUCAUCUAUUUUUAUGAUUGCCGGAACUGAGACAACAGCUACCCUGGUAUCAGGGUUGACAUACUUGCUUCUGCGCAACCCCGAAUGCAUGGAGAAGCUCAACGACGAAAUACGUGGCGCCUUUGCCAGUGAUGCCGAUAUGACCAUGGAACAGCUCGCUGCGCUGCCGUAUCUAUCAGCCUGCCUCAAGGAAGCUUUCCGUCUUUACCCACCGGUUCCACUAGGACUUCCGCGCCUCACACCGCAGGACGGCAGCACUGUCGUGGGCCAAUUUAUACCACCCGGCGUGGUUCUGAGCAUCCCUCAACACGCGAUGUAUACACACGAGAAGAACUUCAAAAGACCUUUUGAGUUUCUUCCACAAAGAUGGUUGGGUGACCCUGAGUUUGAUGCCGACGAGAGGCAGUGCCUUCAGCCAUUCUCUAUUGGAUCUAGAGAUUGCCUCGGUAAGAACAUGGCAUAUCACGAGAUGCGUCUUAUAAUCGCCAAAACCUUGUAUAACUUCGAUAUCGAGCUUUGCCCCGAGAGCAACAACUGGGAAGAACAGGCGACCUACAUUCUCUGGGAGAAGAAGCCUCUGGUUUGCAAACUGAGGCCAGUCAACUAG
Messenger RNA from Alternaria arborescens, 1539 nucleotides. RefSeq lists its product as hypothetical. The record is from RefSeq and is a predicted model, not a curated record. The transcript is spliced from 4 exons. NCBI's taxonomy places the organism in Eukaryota, Fungi, Ascomycota, Dothideomycetes, Pleosporales, Pleosporaceae. The coding region runs from base 1 to 1539 and encodes 512 amino acids. Gene Ontology annotation, molecular function: iron ion binding; oxidoreductase activity, acting on paired donors, with incorporation or reduction of molecular oxygen; heme binding.